ACAUGACAGGUUAACUAACAUUUACUGUGAUGAUGGAACUAGAUGUGAUGUAUGAUCCUAGGUGUGAAUGAGAUGUUAGUCAGAACUUCUGGAUCCAGGAGAGCUGAGUUCUGGAUGGAACAGAAUUUGGUUUGUGUUAAGCUAUGAGGUUGAUUAUUAUCAAAAACACAUCAGAUGCUAUCUGUCAUGUCUACGUACCCACUCGAAGACCCUCGUGAUAGAUCCGGAAUGUCGAAGUUCUCGGACUCCCAGGCACCGAGGUCCGUAGAAGAAACUGCAGCCCCACUAAACCGGUCUUAGUUGUCUCCAGGUCACAACAGACGGAUGGAACCGCGCGUCUCUGGAGGACUCUUGAGGAGUCUAAACAACAUCAGCUUGUUCUGCAGGAACUGUGUUGCUGUGUCAGCUUCGCAGGGGCAAAAAGGUUUUGACGACGUGUCAAAAGCUUUGAUGGUUAAGGAGGGUGUUGCUUCAGAUGACCGGUCUGAAGCUUUCUCUAGAACCGAGGAAAAACCAGAGUGAUCUGGUUUUAAUGUUCUCAUGUUAUGAUUGUGUAGCCAACCAGAGGUUGACAAGUUUGAGGAUAUUACCAAGAAUCUCAGAAACACGCCUUCUUUGAUCCGGAGGCUCUGAUCUGGGGUAAAGACUAUUUAUGUGUCAUGGGCUUAACUUUACCUCACUGUUCUUGUGUGAGUGCAAAUGUUAUGACCAGGUCAAGUAAACAUGCUGAAACUUAUAUCAUUGAGCACAGGUUAAUGAAACAUCAAAUUAUUUUAUAAUCAUAAGUAGCAAUAAACAAACAUUUAUUUACUGAUUAUCUAGUUUUUAAGUUUUAGAAGUUCAUAUUUAAUUUUUAAAUCUUCUUCUGUGAAGCAAGGAGUCUUGGAUAAGAGGGUGCUCUGUGAGGGACCUUGAGGAGAGAAUGUUAUUGUUAUGAUUAGUUCAGGACCGUGUGGCUUGUUGGCAGAUAGAAUAUAAAAUCCACCUCGUGUGAUGGAAUCAGGUCUGUAGAUGACCGACGACCUAUAGGUCAGUCCGUAGGUGAAAACUGACCAUUUAGGGGCAUCAGUAGCUCAACAGGUAGAGCGGGUUGUCCAGUAAUCGGAAGGUUUCAGGUUCGAUCCCGGCUCCGGACAGAGAACUCUGCUGUUGUGUCCUUGGGCAAGACACUUAACCCACCUUGCCUGCUGGUGGUGGUCGGAGGGUCCGGUGACGCUUGUGCUCGGCAGCCUCGCCUCUCAUCACCACCAGUGUGUGAAUGGAUGAAUGAUACACUGUAGUGUAAAGCGCUUUGGAGUCCUUACUCUGAGAGGCGCUACACAAGUGCGGGUCAUUUAUCAUUAUCAUUAUCAUUUGUGGACAUUACAAAUGCAGUUGUCACUGUAAUGCUGACUGAUGGAAGUUUGUGGGCGUUUCAUCGUCAAGGAAACCCAGAAAAGCUGCUGUUUGGGUCGUUUGUAAACCACAAACUCAACUGAAAGAUUGGUAAAGCCCUAACCCCUUUACUCCCUUAUGAAAGAGUAAAGAGCAUUUCUGCCCUCCAUAUAAAAUCUUUGGUUUGAAUGUUUGAUGUAAACUGACACAUCCCCUACAAGGUGGUGCUCACCCCCGCCACGUGGACCCAAGGGAUAAACCAUCUACCCUGCUCAAUGGUCAGCUUUCCUCGCGGGGUCACACCCAUUAGGACAGUGGGAGGGUUGAAGGUGUACACGUGAAGUCUGACUCUGUUGAGUCCUUGUGCACGGGUCAGCAGCUCUGCAGGACCUCCCUGGAAACCAGGUUUGAUCAUUUCUGGAGAAAAUUUCACUUGGAUGGUUUUAAGUGUCAUCUUGUCCCAAUUCCUCUAACUUAACAGAAAAUAGCUUUUAAAAGCGGAGCAUUUUAAGAGUUUUUUAUGUUACUGAAGCCUGAUAGUCCUAAAAUGCCCGCUUUUAUCACCAGAUUUCAUCCGUUUUCUCCAGAUUUGGAGGCGUGAAAGAAUGAGGUCGAUGUCUGAAAUGCUGAAAAGUGCAGAAAAUACGUGAAUACUUGAUUUUUUUUAAGUCUUGGAGCUUCCUGAACAUAAAGGUAGAGGUAUUCCUAUUCCUGAUGUUUCCCACCUUGCUGCUGCUACAGAGGGGAGGAAAACAUCAGGAAGGCCUGUUGAGCUUAGAAACCCACCGAUGAUUGCUCCCUUCCUGAUUACCAGCCCAAUGAAAACCAGAAAAUCCUCCCUGAACAUAAAAGAUACCGACUCUUGAUUAAGCUUAACUGGAAGAACAGGAAGCAGGCCUUCCGCAUUCCACGGUGGGAAAAGCUUCCUUUUGUUGUAGCGUUUGGUGCCGUACGGAGCCGCCUCCGGCUUUACUCCACGGUCCAGCUGGAGAGAGGUCAUGAAGAGAAGCGUCCCUCACCACUCCCGAUGGGCCGAGAGACGAUCCGCUCUGGUUUAUGCGGUCCGGUCCGCCGCUUUCGGCUCCUGGAGGAUGCUGACCCUGGGGGCGGACUACGAGGACACCUGGGCUCCGUCGUUUGACCGGAAGAGCGGCGGUUUAAAACCGGCGAAGGAGGACCCGGAGCUCUCCGAGGAGACGGAUGGUUAUACCGGAGAGCUGCUGGAGCCGACCUGGCGAGCCGUCCAGGAGGACACGGUGAACUACGACACGGUUCUACUCCUGGACGGAGGGCCCAGGGCGGCGGCGAGAGACGGUGUCCGCCGGGCUGUUUGGAAGCACGAAACGCUGAAUAACUCCCCACUGAGCCACAGAAUGGCUCGCUUCGCUGACGAUCUUCCCACCCGGUAUGGAGGAAGCGCGAGCGGCGCGGGGAGAGGAGGACCGGGCGCCGGGAGAGGGGGCAUCCGGGCAGGGCAGAGGAUGUACAAGCAGUCGAUGGCCCAAAGAGCCCGAACCAUGGCCAUUUACAACCCGAACCCCGUCAAGCAGAACUGCUUCACUGUGAACCGCUCCCUCUUCAUCUUCCGAGAGGACAACCUCAUCAGGAAGUAUGCAAAGAGAAUAACUGAGUGGCCUCCAUUUGAAUACAUGAUCCUGGCAACGAUUAUCGCCAACUGCAUCGUUUUGGCCCUGGAGCAACAUCUACCUGCCAAUGACAAGACGCCCAUGUCAGAACGCCUGGACGACACAGAGCCCUACUUUAUUGGAAUAUUCUGUUUCGAGGCCGCCAUUAAGAUCAUCGCCUUGGGCUUUGCGUUUCACAAAGGCUCAUACCUCCGCAACGGCUGGAAUGUAAUGGACUUUGUGGUCGUCCUCACAGGGAUUCUUGCCACGGUAGGCUCAGACUUUGACCUAAGAACUCUGCGAGCCGUGAGAGUCCUGAGGCCCCUGAAGCUAGUGUCGGGAAUCCCCAGUCUCCAGGUGGUGUUGAAGUCUAUAAUGAAAGCCAUGGUUCCUCUGCUGCAGAUCGGCUUGCUGCUUUUCUUCGCCAUCGUCAUCUUUGCCAUUGUCGGGAUGGAGUUCUACAUGGGCAAAUUCCACCACUCCUGUUUCAGUCCCACUGGUGAUAGGGUGGUCGACUGGCCUUGUGGUUCCGAGCCACCAGCCAGAACUUGUCCUGAAGGAACCGUCUGCAGGUCUUACUGGAUCGGACCCAACUUUGGCAUCACCAACUUUGACAACAUCCUGUUUGCGGUUCUUACCGUGUUCCAAAGCAUCACCAUGGAGGGCUGGGUGGAUGUCCUCUACAGCACCAACGAUGCCGUGGGAAACACGUGGAACUGGCUCUUCUUCAUCCCUCUCAUCAUCAUCGGCUCCUUCUUCAUGCUCAACCUGGUGCUUGGUGUCCUGUCAGGAGAAUUUGCCAAAGAGCGAGAGCGAGUGGAGAAAAGGCAGGAGUUCCUGAAGCUCCGCCGGCAGCAGCAGAUUGAGAGAGAGCUCACCGGAUACUUGGAGUGGAUCUGCAAAGCAGAGGAGGUGCUGCUGGAGGAGGAGGACGAGAUUGCUGAGGAGAAAUCGCCGCUGGACGGAGCGUGGUACAAGAGGAAACAAAACCUGUCAGUUCUGAAGAGAGGGAAGAUCAAGAAGGGUAAAAAUGACCUGAUCGGUGCAGAAGAGGGUGAAGAUCGCUUUGCCGACCUGUCGUCUGUCGCCCCCCCCGGCUCUCCGUUCGGCCGGGCCAGUGUGAAAAGCGGCGGGAAGAUGGACAGCUCCUCCUACUUUCGCCGUAAAGAGAAGCGGUUCCGGUUCUUCAUCCGCCGAAUGGUGAAAGCCCAAAGUUUCUACUGGAUCGUUCUAUGCGUGGUGGGCCUCAACACCCUGUGUGUGGCCAUGGUUCAUUACGACCAGCCGGAGUGGCUUACAACAGCUCUCUACACCGCAGAGUUUGUGUUUCUGGGCUUGUUUCUGACGGAGAUGACGUUGAAGAUGUACGGCCUCGGAGGGAGGAAUUACUUCCACUCGUCCUUCAACUGCUUCGACUUCGGGGUGAUUGUUGGAAGUAUAUGUGAGGUCAUCUGGGACAUAAUCAAGCCGGGAUCCUCGUUUGGGAUCAGUGUGCUGAGGGCCUUGAGACUACUCAGGAUUUUCAAAGUUACCAAAUAUUGGAACUCGCUGAGGAAUCUUGUCGUCUCCCUCCUCAACUCCAUGAAGUCCAUUAUCAGCCUGCUUUUCCUGCUCUUCCUCUUCAUCGUGGUCUUUGCUCUGCUUGGCAUGCAGCUCUUCGGGGGACAAUUUAACUUUGAAGAUGAAACACCAACGACAAACUUUGACACCUUUCCUGCGGCCAUCCUGACGGUGUUCCAGAUUCUGACUGGUGAGGACUGGAACGCUGUGAUGUACCACGGCAUCGAGUCGCAGGGUGGAGUUCGACGUGGGAUGUUCUCCUCCAUCUACUUCAUCGUUCUCACGCUGUUUGGAAACUACACCCUCCUGAAUGUCUUCUUGGCCAUUGCUGUUGAUAACCUUGCUAAUGCCCAGGAGCUGACUAAGGAUGAAGAGGAGCAGGAGGAGGCAGCCAAUAAGAAGCUGGCAAUGCAGAAAGCUUUGGAGGUGAAAGAAGUCAGCCCGAUGUCUGCCGCCAACAUCUCCAUUGCUGCUUUUGUAAAGCAAAAUCGAGAUGCACUGUCGUCUCGCAGGUCGUCCGUCAUCAGCAUUCAGUCACCUAAGGAGCAGCAGCGGUCUGCCAAGUCCAUGUCGGUGUGGGAGCAGAGGACCAACCAGCUGAGGAGACACAACCUGAAGACGAGUAACGAGGCCUUGUUCAACGAGCUGGACCCCGAGGAGCGCCUUAGGAUGUCCUCCGCCCUCCAUCUGCAUCCUGACAUGAAAACUCACACGGACCGGCCCCUGGUGGUGGAGGCCACGAACGGUGACAAAACCAGCAGCGGGGGUCAGGAGGAAGCGGGAGGAGGGCUCCGACAAGACGGGCUGGGGGACAGCUUCCACAGCCACUCCAGGAGACAUCACCGCCAUCGCGACAGGAACGGAGAGGGAGGCGACGGGCGGGGAGGGAGGCACCAUGCUCAUCAUAGAAACAGGGAGCACAACCCAGACAGUUCCCAAACUAAAGAGAGGAGAGGGAGCCACGAUGGAGGACACCGGCACCGCCACCGAGCUGGAUCUCCUCAGAAGGUCGGUGAUGCACAGGAAGGAGAAGGGGAUGAAAGAAGCCAUCGCCACCAUCACUCUCACCGGCUAAAUGAAGGGAACGGACGUUUAGCAAACGGCGAGCAGGAAGACAGUCGAGGAAGAGGAGAAAAUAACGAAGAGAAAGGUCUCCGCUCUCGUUCGGCUAAAGCUCAGUCUUCUCUGAUUGGAGACGAGUGUAAGCAGAACAGACGUUACAGAGACAGGCAGGCACACACGGAGGAGGACAGCCUCACUGGGAGUCCGCCACAGCCCAAGCGGAGCAGCUUGACUCCCAGUGAGAAGCAGGAGGAUGCCGACAACCAGAAAAACUCCACCAGAGCCAGCCAGGCCGGUCUGAACAGCAACACCAUCCGCAUCCCGGUCACCGUCACGGCUCCACCUGGAGACACCAUCAUCAUUCCCAUGAACAACAUCGAUCGUGACAACUUCCAACUCAGUGAGGAGAAGAAGGACCUGGAAGAGGAGGAGGAGGCAGCUAACGGGCCUCGGCAGAUCCUCCCGUACAGCUCCAUGUUUGUUUUUGGACAAACGAACCCGGUGCGGCGCCUGUGUCACUAUGUGGUCAACCUGCGCUACUUCGAGAUGUGCAUUCUGAUGGUCAUCACCAUGAGCAGCAUCACGCUGGCAGCCGAGGACCCCGUGCAGGCCAAUGCACCGCGGAACAACGUUCUCAAAUAUCUGGAUUACGUCUUCACUGGAGUGUUUACUUUUGAGAUGGUGGUCAAGAUGAUUGACCUGGGCCUUCUCCUCCAUCCUGGCUCUUAUUUCCGGGACUUGUGGAACAUUCUCGACUUCAUCGUGGUCAGCGGAGCUCUGGUGGCGUUUGCCUGCUCAGGGACCAAAGGGAAGGACAUCAACACCAUCAAGUCCCUCCGGGUCCUCCGAGUCCUACGGCCGCUCAAGACUAUUAAACGGCUGCCAAAGCUGAAGGCCGUGUUCGACUGCGUUGUCAACUCUCUGAAGAACGUUCUGAACAUCCUGAUAGUCUACAUCCUCUUCAUGUUCAUCUUUGCCGUCAUCGCCGUGCAGCUCUUUAAGGGUAAAUUCUUCUACUGCACCGACGAGUCCAAAAGCCUGGAGAGGAACUGCAGAGGUCAGUUCCUGGAUUACGAUAAAGACGCAGUGACAGCUCAGCCCAGAGAGUGGAAGAAGUACGAGUUCCACUACGACAACGUUCUCUGGGCUUUUCUAACGCUCUUCACCGUCUCUACCGGAGAGGGGUGGCCACUGGUCUUGAAGCACUCUGUUGACGCCACGUACGAGGACCAGGGCCCCAGCCCCGGCUUCCGCAUGGAGACGGCCAUCUUCUAUGUGGUCUACUUUGUGGUGUUUCCCUUCUUCUUCGUCAACAUUUUUGUGGCUUUGAUCAUCAUCACCUUCCAGGAGCAAGGAGACAAGGCCAUGUCGGAGUGCAGCUUGGAGAAGAAUGAGAGGGCCUGUAUUGACUUUGCCAUCAACGCCAAGCCGCUCACCAGAUACAUGCCAGAGAACAAGCAGUCCUUUCAGUACAAGAUGUGGAAGUUUGUGGUGUCGUCACCGUUCGAGUACGCCAUCAUGACUUUAAUCGCACUGAACACUGUUGUUCUGAUGAUGAAGUUCUACGAUGCUCCAGCUGAAUACGAGUCAAUGCUAAAAUACCUAAACAUCAUCUUCACCGGCCUCUUCACGCUGGAGUGCAUCCUCAAGAUUAUCGCCUUCAACCCUCUGAACUACCUGAAACAACCCUGGAACGUGUUCGACUUUGUGACUGUCAUCGGAAGCAUCACGGACAUUUUGUUCACAGAGAUAAAUAACAAGAUGAUAAAUCUGAGUUUCUUGAGGCUGUUCAGAGCGGCUCGUCUCAUUAAGCUGCUGCGACAGGGCUACACUAUCCGCAUCCUGCUGUGGACGUUCGUUCAGUCCUUCAAGGCGCUGCCGUAUGUCUGCCUGCUAAUCGCCAUGUUGUUCUUUAUCUACGCCAUCAUCGGGAUGCAGGUGUUUGGUAACAUCAAGUUGAACGAGGAAACCGCCAUCAAUCACCACAACAACUUUCAGACCUUCUUCCAGGCCUUAACCCUUCUGUUCAGGAGUGCGACGGGCGAAGCGUGGCAUGAGAUCAUGUUAGCUUGCCUCAGUAACCGGCCGUGCGACAAACUCUCAGGAACUUCAGGGAAGGAGUGUGGAAGCGAUUUUGCCUACUUCUACUUUGUCUCCUUCAUCUUUCUCUGCUCCUUCCUGAUGUUGAAUCUUUUUGUUGCUGUCAUAAUGGACAACUUUGAGUAUCUAACACGGGACGCCUCCAUCCUCGGACCUCACCACCUUGAUGAAUUCAUCCGUGUGUGGGCAGAAUAUGACCCCGCUGCCUGUGGGAGGAUAUGCUAUCGGGAUAUGUACAAAUUAUUGCGUUUUAUCUCGCCGCCCCUGGGCCUGGGGAAGAAGUGCCCUAACAGGGUGGCUUAUAAGCGACUGGUGAGGAUGAACAUGCCGAUCGCUGACGACAACACGGUCCACUUCACUUCCACGCUGAUGGCUCUGAUCCGAACCGCCCUGGAUAUCAAACUGGCAUCUGGCGUCCUGGCGCAGCGUUUGUGUGACGCUGACCUGAAGAGGGAGCUAAACCGGGUCUGGCCCAGCUUGUCUCAGAAGACCAUCGACCUGCUGGUGACGCCUCAUAAAUAUAACGAGCUGACUGUGGGGAAAGUCUACGCUGCUCAUAUGAUCUUUGACUUCUUCAAACAGAACCGAGCAAAGAAACUAGAGCAGCAGAACCCGUCUGGAGCUCAUCAGAGUAAACUGGGAGCGCUGUUCCGUCCCAUGCUGCCCUUCAGUCACAUCCAUGAUGUCGAGCCGCCAGUCAUCAGCCCCAAACAGGCCAUCCCACUAGAACCAGAAGCCCCGCCCAUCAACGCUUCCUCCAACGGAGAAAUGAUAUUAAGCAAGAGGAGCAACAUGAAACAUUCCCAGUCUGGAGACGUUUCUCAGGCAGCGCAGAGACCCAAAACCCGUAGGAGGCUGCAGAGAGGCCAGUCGGAGGAUGUGCAGUACUCCAUCAGACCACAGGAACAGGUGGAGCAGAAGCAGGUGGACAAUAUGUCCGACUCCGAGGGAUAUCCGUGCCUGGAGGGUCACGGCAGAGCGGCGUCGCUGCCCCGACUCAACGCCGAGUACUACCGGAGCCACCCUCGCCACGCCCCCGGGACUCACCUGGCACCCAUCAUUGACCUCAGCCCCAUAAAACGCUCGGCGUCCUCUCUGUCGCCACAGCGCCACCUGCAGGAGGUAGAGCUGAGGGAAUACAGCCUGGAACAUGUUCGGCACCAGUCUGCUACAGAUCCCCAACAGGACAGAAGCCACCAUCAUCACCACCACCACUGCCAUCGGCGCAGGGACAACGACAAAGACAAGAAGCAAAAGUCUCUAGAUACAACGUCAUCAGUGCCGCCGUCCAGCACUCUUGGUUCAUUUAUCGACCCCCAAGAUGAGGGUUUGUCCAGAGAAAGAGCGAGGGAGCGGGAUCGCAGUCGCCCCCAUGAGAGGAGACACCACUCGUCAGUCGGGGAGAAGCAGCGGUACUACUCCUGUGAGCGCUACGGCACCAGGGAGCAGGGUCACGCCAGGUCAGCCGGUCCCAGCAGGUCCACGUCUCCAGGAGAGGGUCAGGACUCCGGGUUCCUCAAACAGCAGGGGAGCUUUGCAGUUAAAUCCGGUCCUCCCUCUGGUACCAGCACACAAGGUCGUGGUCGCAGGCAGCUCCCCCAGACGCCACUCACACCUCGUCCUGCUGUGGCUUUCAAGACCGUCAGCUCCUCUGCUCCAUCCUCUAGCUCUGGCGCCGCUGCGACGGGACACCAGAGUCGCUUCAUCCGAGGAGUUUCGGAGCACGACCGCCUGCUCGAGGGCCACGAUGAGUCCCAGAUACCCGUCACCGGUCCCGGGUCAGACUCCAGCCGGCAGCAGGUAGACUCCUCUCAGCAGGCCCUUCAUGAAGAGGGCGAGGACUUCCAGGAUGCUGUGAGCAGCCAUGGAGGGGGACACAGCGUCAGGACUACUGCGUCAUCCUCACAGGGAAGCGCCGCUGCACCCACCACAGGACGGGUGGGUGGGGUGCCUAACGGGUACCACUUCACCCUCGGGUCUGGACCUGGAUCUGGGAGCAGGGGAAUAGGAGGUCUCAGGGACAAGGAGGAGGAUGACUGGUGCUAACUGGAGUGGUUCUACUGGAGGCCAGUUACAACACCAGGGGACUGGAGUGUGCUGUGAGCAGGGUUCAGAGGUCGCUCCAGCUUCCCAGCGUUUCUCACUCUUUACAGAAAAGAACCGUUUCUAUCCCCUUUAGUCGCACUGAAGUCUGGCACAGACGAGUAAAUCCACCUGAGCUGAAGACAAAAGCCAAAUGCGUCCGAGUGAAGCGGUCACAUCACCGUUCUAGUGUUUAAAAAUCGCAACAGACUUUUCCCUCGUUUGUUUUUAUUUCUGCGUAUUCAUCACCGACGUUUUGCCAAAGCAGAUUAAUAAAAAGCUGUUCUCCGUCAGAUCUUUAAGCUCUGAUUCAACCCCUACAGACAGCUGCCGGAUUAAUGAAGGGUGUCCACCGUCCGGUUUUCUUACGCCGCGCCCGUCGGACCCGAACUGUUUUCUGACAUUAAGUGGCUAAUUACCAAGUGCCUCGUUUACCUCGACGUGUGAAGAUGCAGCCUCGCCGUGGAUCAGACGGACUGAACAGAGUAAACUCGGCUGGGAUUUCAGAAACAAAAAAGGAUGCACAGAACAAAAUUUGUGUUUGAGUCUGGUAUAAAUGCAAAAAAAAUCUGCUGACCUUUUUGUACUGAUUUUUGUGGUAGAUGAAUCAGAAUUUGUCCAAAGUGAUGUAGUGCACGAGAGAGGUGUGAAACACGUGUCUGUACUUCGUCUAAAGGGUGAGCAUUUUGCCUUUAUCUAAUAUACUGCCAGCGAGUUCCAGAAAAACAGCUGAGUUUGGAGGAAAAGUGCCAUUUUUUAAUAUCCACACAAAGAUAUUUGAUUUCAGAAACUUUGAUCUCCUCAAGCAUGUAUCGUACAUUUUCUCUUUGCCAUGUAAGCCCACGUGUUACGGGUGUCCCUCCUGUUCAUCUCGUUGAUUUGAGAUAAGUAUUGUGUGAGGGUUUUGUGGGCUGAAGUACCUGUUUGUAAACUCACAGAUCUAAUAAAGAGUUGUGUUGUUGCAGAUGACUGCUGAAUUCAAAUGGUAGGGCUAUGCGACGACGACGCCCUGUAGCUUCACCCUCACAGAGUCCAGGUUCAGGCUUCAGCGCUACUUUUACAUUUGUGUGUGAAGUUUGUGAAUCAUAAUGUACGAUAUGAUGUACAGCAAAGUGACACGCUGAGGCACAAACUGUAUUAAAACAUGAAUAUGUGGA
Nothobranchius furzeri (turquoise killifish) is the source of this 10960-nucleotide messenger RNA. The record is from RefSeq and is a predicted model, not a curated record. NCBI's taxonomy places the organism in Eukaryota, Metazoa, Chordata, Actinopteri, Cyprinodontiformes, Nothobranchiidae.